Molecule: messenger RNA, 1321 nt
Organism: Papaver somniferum (opium poppy)
Lineage: Eukaryota; Viridiplantae; Streptophyta; Magnoliopsida; Ranunculales; Papaveraceae
Exons: 4
Coding region: 737-1135 (132 amino acids)
Source: RefSeq, a predicted model, not a curated record
UUAUCCCGAAAAAAGAAGGAAAAACAAACGAAACGAAGAAAAACCUAAGAAACGCUAGGAAAAAACCUAGAUUUUCUUCCGAAACAAAUCGUCAUUAAUUUUUCUAUUCUCUCUGCAGCCUUCUUCCUCUCCUCUUCAUGUUCUACUUCUCUCCGUUUAAUUCAUCAUCGUUUUCCUUUUUUUUUUUCGAUUAUAUACUAAUGGUUUCUUUUACAGAUUUUGAUGUGGCUUCGGGAUACGAUGAUUCUGAACACUGAGGAGGUCGAGCUAACGGGAUAACACAAGAGGAAGUCGAACUGCUGGUCUGUUAGUGACUCUUGGAGAUGGAGAAGUGGAUUGCUGCCUAUGAGGAAGAGAAGGUACAGGUGAAGUUGAAAAACUACGGUAGUGUGCCUUACAAACUGAUUUUCAAAUUGUCAAGGUUCUUCUUUUGUUCUUUCCCCUUGAUAAACAAUAAAAUCUUGACAAUAUUUCGUAAACACUACCCUUAUUACUAAUUCAUCUAUUUUUUAUCUUGAUUUUUUCCACAGGGAUUUCAAUUGUUAGUAGAGUUUGUUUCUUACUUUCUCAUUUUUUGUUGUAUGAUCAUUCUGAUUUCGUAGGUGAUACAUGUAUCUGCAACAAUAGAGGAGAUCACCAGGAAAGCCCAUAGUUCGAUUUUAACAUAUGUAAUACCUUGAGUCAUAUAAAGUUUCAAUUUUUGUUUUCUUGACUGUUUUGGCUAAAUAAUGCUACCAUGUGUGUGAAAGCAUUGAACAAAUUCCCGGGCUUAACAAGUUUGGACGUAGUUGUUCUGGAGGAAUUCGAAACUUAUGAAUAUGCAAGACGGUGUAUAUUCAAGGUGGAUUCAUUCUUCUACAGGGAUCCUGACGAAGCCAAGGAUCAGGAAACAAAUGAGGGUGCUGCUCCAGUGGCCUAUUUUGGUGUUGCUGAUAGGAUUUCUAAUGAUCAAUGGGGUGGUGAUACCCAAUGGGAAGGUAUAGAAAGGAAUCUAGACCAAAGAACAAGGCGAAACAAGAAACAGUUUUGGAAGCAACCACAUCAAUUCAACCAAACAAAAAUGAUCCCUCCUGUGUCGUCAAACUCUCUUAGCAGAAAUGUCAGACAUGCUCGAGGCCUUGCAGCGCACACUUGAGGGGAGCCAGAUUUGUGUUGCUUAUAGGAAACAUAAAGCCCAAGGGUUAAUUUUGGUUUCACAUGCUUUUAUGUUUAUUAGUAUGGAUGUUUCCACUCUUUGGUACUACGGUACAAAUAGUGAAUUUUCUGUAUUGACCAAGUAUAUAUUAAUUAAUAAGUACAUCGGUUAUUGUUUUUGUUGAAA